ACAGAGGGCACGGAGCUGGAAUUGAGCAUCCUGGACAACCAGCUUGAAAUCAAAGGCACAGCUGGCUCGCGAAGGCGGGUUGCAACGGGGUUGGUGAGGCCUGAGGCCAAAGGGGCUGGAAUCUGGGAGGCUGGACAGGGAUGCACCCUGGGAACCCUGGAGGGAAAAAGAAGCCAGCCGCAGAGUCAACCGAGAAGACAGGCGUCCUGGUCUCUCUCUGGGCACCAGAGGCUCCGGUCGAGGAGAGGGGGACGGGGUGAAGAGGGCGGUGACCAUCCCGUACGGCCGGUGGGAGCAGCGGCAGCCAUGGCGUCUCUCGAGGACCUGCUGCCCGAGCCCCCCAGGGGCCCCCUCAGUGCCUACCGUUCCCGGGCCUCUUUCUGCUGGCGGGCGCUGGCCCUGGUCCUGGAGGGCGAGGACAUGCUGCGCUUCAAGAAACGCAUCUUCGACGCCCUGGAGCGCGACCCCCUGUUCGCCGGGCCCCGCGCCCACCUGCCCCUGGAGCGGCACCGGGCGCUGAGCUUCCGGCGCUGCCGCCGCCUGCUGGAGCUCGACCUGCUGCGGCCCAGCGGCAUCAUGGCGCAGCCCCUGCGCGCGGUCGUCCUCAUGCAGUGUCUCGGCAUGUUCGACUGGUCGCUGACCGCCAAGUUCUUCCUCAACGCCAUGACUUUCUCCUCGACCAUCUCCAUCUUGGGCUCUAAGAGGCACCUCCAUUACAUCCCGAAGGUGUUCAGCAUGGAGAUCUUUGGCUGUUUCGCUCUGACCGAGCUGAGUCACGGGAGCAACACCAAGGGCAUCCGGACCACCGCCCACUACGACCCCGACACCCAGGAGUUCAUCCUUCACUCUCCUGACUUUGAAGCCGCCAAGUUCUGGGUGGGGAACAUGGGCAAGACGGCCACCCACGCUGUGGUGUACGCGCAGCUCCACACGCCGGGCGGCGGGUGUCACGGCCUGCAUGCCUUCGUCGUGCAGAUCCGGGACCCCAAGACCCUGCUGCCCAUGCCGGGGGUGAUGGUGGGUGACAUCGGGAGGAAGCUGGGGCAGAACGGCCUGGACAACGGCUUCGCCAUGUUCCACAAGGUCCGAGUCCCCCGGCAGGAUCUGCUCAACCGCACCGGGGACGUCACCCCUGAGGGCAGCUACGUCACACCCUUCAAGGACUCGCGGCAACGUUUCGGGGCAUCCCUGGGCAGCCUCUCCUUCGGCCGCGUCAGCAUCAUAGGCAUGGCCGUGGCCAACCUCAAGCUGGCUGUCAUCAUCGCCGUGCGUUUCUCCGCUACCCGGCGCCAGUUCGGCCCGGCCCACGAGGAGGUCCCGGUGCUGGAGUACCAGCUGCAGCAAUGGCGCCUCCUGCCGUACCUGGCCGCCUCCUUCGCGCUGGACCACUUCUCCAAGGUGCUGUACAUGGACAUGGUUGAGCAUCAGCGGGGCCUCCUGCAGGGCCGCCCCAGUGCUCGGCAGGCGGAGCUGGGGCACGAGAUUCACGCCCUGUCGUCGGGCGCCAAGUCCCUGGCCUCGUGGACGGCCCAGCACGGGAUCCAGGAGUGUCGUGAGGCCUGCGGGGGACACGGCUACCUGGCCGGCGCUGAACCCCGAGUCCACAGUGAACCGGCUGGGUGUCCUGAGAGACGACAACGACCCCAACUGCACCUACGAGGGGGACAACAACAUCCUGUUACAGCAGACCGGCCACUUCCUACUGGGCCUGGGCGUCCCGGCCGGGGACGGUGCCCCCCUGAGCAGCCCCCUGGGCUCCGUGGACUUCCUGGGGAGGGGCCCCCAGCUCCUGCAGCAAAGGUACACCCACCCCAGCGUGGACGACUGCCUGGACUCCAAAAUGCCCCUGGAGGCCUACGAGUGGCUGGUGUGUUACCUGCUGCGCCAGAGUCACCGGGAGCUGGAGGCCGCCAGGGACGCCGGGGUCAGCGACCUCCAGGCCAGGGACAACUGCCAGGCCCUGCUCCUGCGCCCGCUGGCUCUGGCCUUCGUGGAGCUCACGGUGCUGAGGAGAUUCCGGGAGCUGGUCCUGAGGCCUGGCCUGGCCGCCCCCCUGCGCACGGUGCUGGGCCGGCUGUGCGCCCUCUACGGGCUGUGGGCUCUGCGCCCCCACGUGGCCCUGCUCUACAGAGGCGGCUACUUCUCUGGGGAGCAGCCCGGGAAGACCCUCGAGGCCGCCAUUGUGCACCUGUGCGCCCAGCUGAAGGACGACGCGGUGGCCCUGGUGGACGUGAUCGCGCCCCCCGACUUCAUCCUGGACUCGCCCAUUGCCAGAGCCGAUGGGGAGCUCUACAAGAACCUCUGGGGGGCCGUCCUGCAGCAGCCACACGUGCUGGAGCGGCCAGCGUGGUGGCCCGAGUUCUGCAGCCACAAGCCCGAGGCCAGCCAGAGGGCCAAGCUGUGAGGGACAGAACUCGGACAGGCGGACGGACCCGGGACAAUACAGUCUUCCUCAGGGACGCGGCCUCACGUGUGUCUGUGUCCUUUUUGAUUUUCUUCUUCGUCUUGUCUGCUCCAGGCCAAGGUUUUAAAUUUUCCUUAGCGAGUUCAUACUCAUUCACAAAGCUGUAGAUAA
Molecule: messenger RNA, 2575 nt
Organism: Erinaceus europaeus (western European hedgehog)
Lineage: Eukaryota; Metazoa; Chordata; Mammalia; Eulipotyphla; Erinaceidae
Gene: ACOX3
Product: acyl-CoA oxidase 3, pristanoyl
Exons: 18
Coding region: 307-2571 (754 amino acids)
Biological process (GO): fatty acid beta-oxidation using acyl-CoA oxidase; lipid homeostasis
Cellular component (GO): peroxisome
Molecular function (GO): FAD binding; pristanoyl-CoA oxidase activity; fatty acid binding
Source: RefSeq, a predicted model, not a curated record